This is a messenger RNA of Saccharomyces paradoxus, 2145 nucleotides long. RefSeq names its product GTPase-activating protein RGD2 (gene RGD2). Gene Ontology annotation, molecular function: GTPase activator activity. NCBI's taxonomy places the organism in Eukaryota, Fungi, Ascomycota, Saccharomycetes, Saccharomycetales, Saccharomycetaceae. Gene Ontology annotation, cellular component: plasma membrane; division septum; cell division site. The transcript has a single exon. Gene Ontology annotation, biological process: cytoskeleton organization; small GTPase-mediated signal transduction. Bases 1 to 2145 code for a protein of 714 amino acids. The record is from RefSeq and is a predicted model, not a curated record.
AUGCUAUCAUUUUGCGACUAUUUUUGGUCUGAGGACCUUGUCUCUGGUUUAGAGGUGCUUUUUGAUAGAUUAUACCACGGUUGUGAGCAAUGUGAUUUGUUCAUUCAAUUAUUUGCGUCAAGAAUGCAGUUUGAAGUUAGUCACGGGAGGCAGUUGUUUGGUAUAGAAGCCGGUAUGGACAACCUAAAGGUGGUUCAGGAAGAUGAGCAUGAAGGGGUGACCGUUUCGAGAGCUCUGAGGGGAAUUCUACAAGAAAUGUCUCAGGAAGGGACGCAUCACUUGACAAUAGCAUCGAACAUAGAAAGUUUGGUGCUGCAACCAUUCGGUAAAUGGUGCGUGGAGCAUAGGGAGAGGAUCCAAUACUCUGAAAAGACUUUGUUGACCAACGUAAAUAAUUUCAAAAAGUCUAAGAAGUACGUCAGUAAGCUGGAAAAGGAAUAUUUUAAUAAAUGUAGGCAAUUAGAAGAAUUUAAAAGAACUCAUUUCAAUGAAGAUGAGCUAGCCAAUGCAAUGAAAUCGUUGAAAAUACAAAGUAAAUACGAAGAAGACAUCGCCAGGGAAAAGGAUCAUAGAUUUUUCAAUAAAAUAGCAGGAAUAGAUUUUGAUUAUAAAACAAUGAAGGAGACACUUCAGUUGUUAUUGACCAAGCUUCCUAAAACGGACUAUAAGCUUCCUCUUAUAAGCUAUUCUUUGAGUAACACCAACAGCGGCGGAGAAAUAACAAAGUUUCUGCUCGACCACAUGUCAUUAAAGGAUACCGAUCAAGCUGAAACGUUCGGCCAAGAUUUGUUGAAUUUAGGGUUUUUGAAAUACUGCAAUGGUGUUGGUAAUACAUUUGUCAACUCCAAAAAAUUCCAAUACCAAUGGAAGAACACUGCAUACAUGUUUGCCAAUGUGCCAAUGCCCGGUUCGGAGGAACCUGCAGCUGGUGAAUCCCUAAUAUCUCGGUUCAACAACUGGGAUGGCUCAUCUGCAAAGGAGAUGAUUCAAUCCAAGAUUGGUAACGACCAAGGGGCUGGAAAAUUCCAAGCUCCUCAUAUAUCUGAUAAUGAAAGGACGCUUUUCAAAAUGAUGGAUGCACUUGCAGCGUCAGAUAAGAAAUAUUACCAAGAGUGUUUCAAGAUGGAUGCCUUAAGAUGCUCUAUCGAGGAGUUGUUGAUUGACCAUUUGUCGUUUAUGGAAAAAUGUGAGUCUGAUAGACUGAAUGCGAUUAAGAAAGCAACAUUAGAUUUUUGCUCCACUUUAGGUAAUAAAAUUUCUUCAUUAAAACUGUGCAUAGAUAAAAUGCUUACGCUAGAAAACGAUAUUGAUCCCACUGCAGACCUUUUGCAACUUUUAGCCAAGUACAAGACGGGCAGUUUUAAACCUCAAGCCAUUGUCUAUAAUAAUUACUACAAUCCUGGCUCAUUUCAAAACUUUGGCGUUGAUCUAGAGACUCGUUGUAGACUAGAUAAGAAAAUUGUUCCAUUAAUAAUUUCAUCGAUAUUUUCAUAUAUGGACAAGAUAUACCCUGAUCUACCUAAUGACAAAGUAAGAACUUCAAUUUGGACUGAUUCGGUGAAACUUAGCCUGACACAUCAACUUCGAAACCUAUUGAACAAACAACAAUUCCACAACGAAGGUGAAAUAUUUGAUAUACUGUCCACAUCCAAGUUGGAACCGAGCACUAUUGCCAGUGUUGUUAAAAUUUAUUUAUUAGAAUUGCCAGACCCACUGAUUCCCAAUGAAGUUUCGGAUAUUCUUCGGGUACUUUAUCUGGAUUAUCCACCUUUAGUUGAAACUGCAUUAGAGGAUCCCGCUUCAUCUCCUGAGGACCAACAGGGCGAUGAAAACGAGGAAGGCACUGAUACCAAAAGAAUAAGAGGCCUUUACACCACCUUGUCCUCCCUAAGCAAACCCCAUAUAGCGACGCUAGACGCUAUUACCACUCAUUUUUACAGAUUAAUUAAAAUUCUGAAAAUGGGUCAAGACGGCAACGAAGUAGCUGAUGAGUUUACCAUCUCUAUUUCACAAGAAUUUGCCAAUUGUAUUAUCCAAUCGAAGAUCACUGAUGAUAAUGAAAUUGGUUUUAAAAUCUUCUAUGACCUGCUGACACAUAAGAAACAGAUUUUUCACGAAUUGAAAAGACAAAACUCGAAAAAUUGA